Molecule: messenger RNA, 2464 nt
Organism: Cynara cardunculus var. scolymus (artichoke)
Lineage: Eukaryota; Viridiplantae; Streptophyta; Magnoliopsida; Asterales; Asteraceae
Product: RNA-binding KH domain-containing protein RCF3-like
Exons: 8
Coding region: 279-2306 (675 amino acids)
Biological process (GO): regulation of gene expression
Cellular component (GO): cytoplasm; nucleus
Molecular function (GO): mRNA binding
Source: RefSeq, a predicted model, not a curated record
AAGCAGAAUCUUUGCAUGAUUUCAAAACCAAGUCUAAAGUUAGGGCUUUUUUCAACCCAAACAUCAAUGAAACGGAUUGAACAUAUGUAUAGAAGACAAUAACUGGACCAGAAUCCCAGCGAUUGCGACACCCACCACCAAUCACAGACUUGUCGCUGGCAAUUUCAAGUCCACCGUCCAAAGGGGCUGCGCCGAUUCAUCUCUGAGCAAGUUUCCCGGCUUCAAAGACUCUUUCUUUCAUCAUUCUUCCUUAAAGAAGGAUUUGAUAUUUUGUGGACAUGUCUUCCAAGUUAACACCUUCCAAGAGGCCUCAAGACCGUGGAGCAUCAGAGGGCAAUGGAAAAGGGAAGUGGCAAAAGUCUGCUUAUUUUACUUCACAAGAUACAUCGUUCAAGAUUGCUCCUGGUAGCACUGUUUUUCGAGUGCUUUGCCCUGCUUCUAAAGCUGGAAGUGUUAUUGGGAAAGGGGGAGACAAGAUAUCCCAGAUACGCCAGGAGACUGGUGCAAAGGUCAGGGUUGAGGAAAUCGUCCCUGGAUGUAAUGAGAGAGUAGUUGUAAUCGCUGGUUCUGAUGAAGAUAAUCAGAGAAAAAAUGCUGAUGAAGGAACUAAAGCAGUUCUAGAAACCGAAGACACUGACAAAACAAAAGAACAUGAUGAGGGGAGUGAACAUAAGCAAUCUGUUGCAGGGGAAGAUUUGCCAUCUGAGAAAGUUGCUUCCUCUGUCCAGAAAGCCCUGUUUCUUGUGUUUGAAAGAAUGUUUGGAGGAGAACCGGGCAUGGAUGGAGGGAAUGAAGAUGGUAAUAAGGAGGCUACUACAUGUGUUGUGAGGCUGUUAGUACUUUCUUCUCAAGUGGGAUGUCUUUUAGGAAAAGCUGGUAGCGUAAUCAAACAAAUGGCUUCUGAAAGCGGGUCACAAAUUCGGAUUCUUCCUAGGGACAAACUUCCUGCAUGUGCAUCCCCUUCGGAUGAACUGAUUCAGCUAUCUGGAGACAUGGAUGCGGUUAAGAAAGCUCUUCAAUCUGUUUCACAACAGCUCUUGGACCAUCCACCUCGUGACGAUGAUUCUUUCUCUGCGAACCCUAGCGGCUUAUCUCAUUCCUUUGGUAAUUCUCUUUCUCGUCCAGAUGCAUAUCCUGCUUUCCCUCAUGGACGACCAUUGGCUGCACCACCUGCUGAUGGUGUAGGUGGUGCUUUUGGGCGUAUGGGUCUUUCUCAAGAGAUGCUAACUUACCGCUUGAUAUGCCCUGAUGAGAAAGUGGGAGGUGUGAUUGGAAAAGGAGGAUCUGUUGUGAAGGCACUUCAGCAAGAGACUGGAUGUGACAUUAAAGUCCUAGAACUUACUGCUGAUUCAGAUGACCGUGUUAUUGUCAUAUCUGGACCAUCGCAUCCAGAUGAGCGCAUAUCUGCUCCUCAAGAUGCAGUUCUUCGUGUACAAACAAGGAUAAUUAGGGCUGCACCUGAGAACAAGGAACAGGGUCCUACAGGAAAAAUUAUAGUAUCCUCGCAUCAAAUUGGAUGUCUGCUUGGCAAGGGCGGUGCGGUUAUUUCAGAGAUGAGAAAGUCAACUGGGGCAUAUAUUCGUAUAUUGGGAAAAGAUCAAACCCCACAAUAUGCUGCUCGAAAUGAAGAAGUAGUUCAGAUAAAUGGUGAUUUUGAUGCAGUUCAUGAGGCUCUUUUGCAAAUAACCAUGAGGUUGCGAAGUCAUUUUUUCCGGGACGCAUUUCCUUCCAUUAAUCAUCCUCCAAAUUCUUCGUUUCCUGAUCAUGGACCGCCAUUUCCACCAUAUAUGAGGAGGGAAGUUUCUCCACCAGGAAGGUAUUCCUCAUUUACCCAGUUUGAUGCUGGAAUGCCUCCACAUGGUGGGUUUCAUCCACAUGAUGAUCACCCUCCAUUUAUGCAUGAUCUCCAUAGACCAGGCUUUUCCCACCAUAUGCCUGAAAGAUUACCAGCUUCAGCACCAUGGGGUCCUCCGUGUGUUGAAGGUGGUGGGCCUCUAGGAUUCCCUGAAUUUUCAGGAGUUCCCCAAAGAAGAUUGGGUGGAUUUGGAGGUGGAAAUCACCAAGCUAUAAUCACAAGCACCACCGUGGAAGUAGUUGUUCCUCGCUCUGUGGUUUCUGCAAUAUAUGGAGAGGAUGGCGGAUGUUUGAAACAAAUCCGUGAGAUUUCUGAUGCAAAAAUUACGAUAACGGAGACGAAAGGUGGAGGAAAAGAGACAUUGAUCAUAAUAUCAGGCACACCAGAGCAGACUCAUGCUGCACAGUCUCUUAUUCAAGCCUUUGUUAUCAGUGAGACUGAAACUUGUUGAUCUCAUCCUCUUUUGUUUUCAUGGUUAUAUAAAAUAUGCAUGCACUUGAAUGAAUUAUGGUGUUGUAAACUUGUUGAUUCUCUCUUUGGACUGCAAGUGAUUUUUAGGUGCUGUUUGGUUGGUUUUCCAUCAAGUCAUGUAUGGAUAAACUGACUAUG